Molecule: messenger RNA, 1023 nt
Organism: Tripterygium wilfordii
Lineage: Eukaryota; Viridiplantae; Streptophyta; Magnoliopsida; Celastrales; Celastraceae
Product: allene oxide cyclase, chloroplastic-like
Exons: 2
Coding region: 73-819 (248 amino acids)
Biological process (GO): jasmonic acid biosynthetic process
Molecular function (GO): allene-oxide cyclase activity
Source: RefSeq, a predicted model, not a curated record
CAAUAACUUACAGACUUUGCAAUCAUUCAUAGUUUUUUCAUCCCAGCAAGCUUUGGAUCUCCACCACCAUCAAUGGCGUCCAUCAGCUAUCUCAAGCUCCCCGUCAAAACAUCCAUCUCAUCAUGUACCAAAACAUCGAACCUAUUGGGGUUCACUCACUCGCAGGCCUUCGCUAACCAACCAAUGAAUUUCUUGUCAAUCAAGCAAAUUUCCUCCACUGGAAGUAGCUCAAAGAGCACCACCACCGCACUCUUCUUCGACAAAUCUAAGUCCCAUCAAGAAUCGCCCAGGCCGACGAAAAUUCAGGAACUAACCGUUUACGAGAUCAACGAGCGAGACCGAUCAAGUCCAGCUGUUCUCAAACUGAGUCAAAAACCCGUCAGCUCGCUCGGCGACCUUGUGCCUUUCACGAACAAGCUCUACAGCGGAGACUUGAAGAAGAGGUUGGGGAUAACCGCAGGUCUCUGCGUCCUGAUCAAGCAAUUGCCGGAGAAGAAGGGGGACCAUUACGAGGCCAUCUACAGCUUCUACUUCGGCGAUUACGGCCACAUCUCGGUGCAGGGACCUUAUCUGACUCACCAGGACACCUUUCUGUCCGUGACCGGAGGAACGAGGGUUUUCGAAGGGGUGUACGGACAAGUCAAAUUGCAACCACUCGUGUUUCCUUUUAAGCUGUUCUACACUUUCUACUUGAAGGGAAUACCUGAUUUGCCAGCCGACCUUCUGUGGAAGCCGGUGCCUCCGUCACCGACCAUCGAGCCAUCGCCGGCUGCGAAGGCACUGGAUCCUAGCUCCUGUAUCCUCAACUUCACCGAUUAAUGCUCUGGCUGGCUGCGCCUCUCAGAUCAGAUGUGUGGAGAUAUUUUGUUCAUCAGUGUUAAGCUAGUUAAUCUUGUGAGAUUUAAUAAUCUGAGAGAUCAUAUAAUUUCGUAGAGCUGUUGCGGAUUCAAUUGCUAUGAAUAAAUAAACUCAUCAUCACUGGAUGUAUAAAUAAAUAUGUGUGUGUUUAUGCUACACUUCUGG